AUGAAAUUCAAAAAGUCACCCGCCAUGAUUGUUAUGUUUUUCAGAUGGUCCGUUGAGCAGUUAGUGUUUUUACUGGACGAGAAGAGGAGGAAGUUUACGUUUUUUAAGUGUCUUCUGGAAAACAGCAAGAUACCAGAACAUGGAUUCUAAAUUUGCUCACCUGCGCCAGCGGGACACCAGUGUGUCAAUGCUGAGGGUAAAGAUGUCCCGUAGGAGGUCUCAGUCCCAGAAGGAGAACCGAGAACGGGCCGUGAACACACGCAGGCAGCUGGCCGAGCUCCCGGAGCUGGAAAUGUCUUCUCUGGAUGCCUCCGUAGCGGUGGCCAACAUGUCAACCAUUCAGGAGAAGACAAUGAACAAUGCAAAAUCUGCUAAAAAUGUGGCUGGAGAAGAGAGGUUGAAACAGCUGGAGCGCUGGAAAGAGCGUAAGACUCUUGAGAAGGAGAAAGAAAAGAGAGAAAAGGAGCGCAAAGGGGUAUUUAAGACGGGCAUGUAUCAUCCAAAGGACGACCUUAUCAUUGCCUCUCUGCCCGCGGUCCCAGCCGCCUCAACCAGAGCUAAAGAGACAAAAGUGAACACAGCUCCAUCCCAGAGUACCAGAGUCACUCGUUCAAUGAGACAGCAGCAGCAAGUGCAGAGGCCUCUGAAGAUGCAGGAUUCAAAUACUGCGGCAAAGAAAGCUCAACCUGCCGUGGAAAGAUCAACCAGGAGCCGGGUCGCUCCAGCCAAGCUUGCACCUGUGCCAGCUAUUUCCAAGACCAAAGUUUGUGCAGUGGAGCCUGUCGUACGAGCUUUGCCAACCAGAUCAGCCAACAGGCCUCCUGUUACAGCAGCUCCUGUGGUGAAAGACAAACCUAAGGAUGUAAGAACCACAACAAGGAGCAGAGCGUUCGUCAACCAAGUGGCCCCCCCUUCUGACCGAGAAAGGAACUGUAAAGCAACUGUCAACAACACUGUCGAGCCUUUUGUGCCCAUGGAGAGCAUUUCUGAGCCCGAGAUGCACGAGCCAGAGGAAGAACCUUGUCCCCCCAGCCCAGCACCCUGCUCUGAGGAGGAAGACAUGGUGGUGGAGGAAGACAUGGUGGUGGACCAAGCGGCGGCUGACUCUAUCCCCGCUGUAGAUCCCGCCAAAGCGCCAUCCUCUUUCGCUCCACGUGGAUUUAUCUUCCAGGCUCCCACUGGCUUGUCGUCCUUCAAGUUCGAGCCUCUCACUCCUCGCUCAGCAGACGCCUUCCUCACACCCAGCCCCAGCUUCAGCAUUCCAGAGAUCCCCGCUUUCAACGCCAAGCCUCAGGCUGAGCCAAGCGAACCCUCUCCUGCUAAAUCUCCUCGCCGCUCUCCUCCACACACCUCUCAAACGAUGGCCCCUCUUGCUCCAGGCAGCCCCCUGGAAUCAAAGCAUGACGUACCAUACUUCAGAUUGGAAAUUGUCAAUGAGACGGACAGACUGACGACUCUGUGUGUCGACUGGGAGCCUAAAGUGGAAGAUGAGUCCAUCCCAGAAGAGAUGAGAGACCGCAUGCGUACAGCAGUAGGCCAAGCGAGGCUGUUGAUGAAAGAGCGCUUCAAACAGUUCAGCGGCCUGGUGGACGACUGCGAUCUGGGCCGAGGGGAGAAGAUCACCACCUGUACUGACCUGCAGGGAUUCUGGGACAUGGUGUAUUACCAGGUAGAGGAUGUCCAAAAGAAGUUCGACGCUCUUAAAGAAGCAGAGAGCCGAGGCUGGACGGAGGAGCACAAGCCACCGCCGCGGCAGAGGAAAGUAGCGAAGAAACCACUAUCAGCUGCACCCGCCAAGCCAACAGGAACUAAAGCAGCAGCAGCCAAGUCUCGCCUGGCUGCAGUGAAAGCGGCCAUGAAAGCCAAACAGCAGGCAGCCGAGGCGGAGAAAGCAGCAAAAGACGCUGGUAACGAAGAGGACAACCACAGCCUGAACUCUCAGGAACCACAAGCAGAGCUCCAACCGCCAGUGGUCUUUGACGGCGGCUUCUUCCAGGUGGAGAGCCCAGCCAGACGAUCGGGAUCAGUGAGGAGAUCUGGCUGUCUGAGUGCUGCCGCGCUGCCUCAGGCCUCUCCCUGCUCCAACUACCUCACACCUAGAAGAGUCACCCGGCGAUCCCUCGCGCUGGCACAGACUCCCCUCCACCCCGCCGCCUCUCCUGCACAGCCCAUCCACACUCCUUCCCACCUCCGUCUUUCCCUCAACCGAACCCCAGCACAAGCACCAAAGUCUCAACACGGCACUCCUCAGUCAUGCCGCAACAGAAAGGACGCCGUAAACGUCUCCCUUUGUUUCUCACCCGUCGAGGAAGUGCUCUCAGAUGACGUCUCCAUGCAGGAAGACGUCGCUUCUGUUCCUGAAAUGAGCACGCCUUUACAUUCACUUCCGUCCAUUUGUGUAGUCGAGGAGCAAGAGGAACCAGCGGUUGACCUCCCUCUCUCUCCAAGACUUUCCCUCUCUCCAUGCAAAACAACUCCACCACCCUCCGAGGCCCCUGAGCCCUCAUCAUCCCUGAGUUUCACGCUGUCACCCUACAUGACGCCCAGUCAGCCUCCCAUCUCCUCACCUGCUGUGCAGGGCCUUGUUGAUGCCCAAGAGUCUGUGUGUGACACACCAGACAGCUCAGUUGUCGAGGAAAAUCCUGCGUUGGACUUUGAGCGUUACUUCCAGCCUUCACAGAGAUGCAGCCUGUCACCGCGGGAGACGGUUGCCGUAGAGACGCUGUCCCCCAUGGCGGUGGAUGUAGAGAUGGAGAGUCCCAGAGGUCAAUCAGAGGACCUGCUUACUCAGCAGGAAGCAGUCACUACAGCACAUCCAGCGGUGUCUUCGGUGUUUACUCUUCACUCACCACAGGCCCAGACAGCCGAGUCGGCGAUGCUUCUCUUCACCCCGGACCUGAAGGACCGGAUACGCCAGUCUGUCUGCCCGAGUGACCUCAUGGUCUUCACCCCUCCCUUCUAAUGUGCAGCAAAGAGAUUUUCUUAUACAAGUUAAAGUUUUUUACAUAUAUUGACUACUUUUGUUACUGUAUUUUGGGGAAAAAAAGUAUCUGAGUGAUUCUGAUUUAUAUUUUUAGAUUACUGGAAUAUAGUGUUGCGUUCUGAUUAAAGUUUUAGUUACAACAAGC
Messenger RNA from Sebastes umbrosus (honeycomb rockfish), 3128 nucleotides. It is a transcript of the gene dlgap5, whose product is annotated as discs, large (Drosophila) homolog-associated protein 5. Gene Ontology annotation, cellular component: spindle pole centrosome; nucleus; cytoplasm. Gene Ontology annotation, biological process: signaling; chromosome segregation; centrosome localization. The record is from RefSeq and is a predicted model, not a curated record. Gene Ontology annotation, molecular function: microtubule binding. The coding region runs from base 140 to 2962 and encodes 940 amino acids. The transcript is spliced from 19 exons. Lineage: Eukaryota; Metazoa; Chordata; Actinopteri; Perciformes; Sebastidae.